GUCCAUCUAUAUACGUUCAAAUAAUGUAACACGUUAGAAGAAACUUACUUGUACGUGCGACUUUACCGGCAAGAAUUUCCUUUGGAUAUAUGUUAUUAAAUACUGAUUUGUAUAUAAUAAAUAACGUGCAAUAAUGGCUUUAAGAAUAUCAGAGAAUGGUAUACCAGAAAAUGCUGUUAUUUUAAGUAGAAGCGAGGCUAUUAAAUACCAAUGGAAACAAAUUCAAAAUUGGAAACCACAAAAAGACGUUUGGCCAUUUUCAUAUGGAGUAGCUUUUCUUGGAGGUGUUGCAGCAUUAUCAGGUGUAUAUAUUAACAUGAGGAUUAGAAAAUCAUUGAAAUUGCGUAAUUUUGGUACUGCUGCUUCUGCUGUAACUAUGUCAAUAUGUCCAGGGUCACUUGUAAUUGUUGCUCAGCUACAGAUGGUUACAGAAAAAACUUUUUUGCCACUUCCAACCUGUCCAUUAUGCGUUGAAAUGAGAUCAAUAGUCGUUCAGAAUUGUGGUGCCAUUAUAUAUCCCUUGAUUUUAUCACCGAUAGUAAACUUUCUGAUUGCUAAGCGUGAUGGAAGAUUUAGAAUGCCAUAUUAUACAAACUGGAAAGAAAUAAUAUACUUUUGUAUGAACUUAUUUAAACCUAUUGCCCCGUCAUUACUAACCAUAGCUGCUAUAAAUGCUUUAGCUGCGUCUAUCAUUGUAUAUAAACAAUUUAAGUGUAUAUCUUAUAUACAGAAAACAUUAUCUGUAGAAAAUGAAAAUGAUGAUUUUGAAUAAGAUUUCUAAAAAUUCAUUAUUGUUAGUCUUAUAAAUUAUUGAAUAAAUUAUAUUAAAUCGUA
Vespa velutina is the source of this 834-nucleotide messenger RNA. RefSeq lists its product as uncharacterized. The coding region runs from base 134 to 772 and encodes 212 amino acids. Gene Ontology annotation, biological process: mitochondrial respiratory chain complex I assembly. NCBI's taxonomy places the organism in Eukaryota, Metazoa, Arthropoda, Insecta, Hymenoptera, Vespidae. The transcript is spliced from 4 exons. The record is from RefSeq and is a predicted model, not a curated record. Gene Ontology annotation, cellular component: mitochondrion.